This is a messenger RNA of Silurus meridionalis, 3826 nucleotides long. RefSeq names its product zinc finger and BTB domain containing 40 (gene zbtb40). Gene Ontology annotation, molecular function: protein binding; DNA-binding transcription factor activity, RNA polymerase II-specific; RNA polymerase II cis-regulatory region sequence-specific DNA binding. The record is from RefSeq and is a predicted model, not a curated record. Gene Ontology annotation, biological process: regulation of transcription by RNA polymerase II. Gene Ontology annotation, cellular component: nucleus. Lineage: Eukaryota; Metazoa; Chordata; Actinopteri; Siluriformes; Siluridae.
CGCACUGGCGAGCACGUCGCCAUUUUCAAAACCGGGAAUCUUUAUUGGCAGGAGAGAGGGGAAAAGUUGUCAUUUCGUGGAGUUUAAAUAAAGAGCCGGAUGAUUUGAAUAACCCUGAAGGUGUAUCAUGGAGCUCCCGAACUACAGCCGCCAGCUGAUGCAGCAAAUGCAGACUUUGCGCAAAGAGUCCCUGUUCUGCGACUGCACCAUUUUGGUGGGGGACGUGACCCAUCCGGCACACAAAGUGGUCCUGGCUGCCUCCAGUCUCCUGUUCAAGUCCCUCCUCGAGACUUCGGACAGCAUCUCCAUCGACACGGCAGUAGUCACGGAGCAGGAGUUCUCCUCUCUGCUUGACAUGGCCUACUUGGGCAGACUGGUGCCGGGAAAACACGACUUCGCGCGUGUCGUCGCCGCCGCUGACAGCCUGCAGAUGUUCGACGUGGCUGUUGGCUGCAAGAACCUCCUGGACGAGCUCGUAAAACGGCCCGGAGGUGCUGAGGGUGUGAAAGAUCACUCAGACGAGCCGAGACGACUGGACGCUUCUGGACGAGAGUUCUCCUCACAGGGAUGUUGUGACACUUCGAAGAGUCCGAGAAACAGACAGGAGUCACAGAACGAUGGUGCUGUGGAGCUGCUUUCUCGCAAACGUGACGACCUCAUCAAGAUCCUGCAGGACGUCCAGCCUUGGAUUAACAUCUUUCGCACCUGGGACAUGCUGUCAAACCAGCAGCGACACAUGUUUCUGGAGUGUUCUGAGGGAGAACCGUGUGUGGCUUUUCAGCGCCUCUUGGACCAGGUGAAGGAAGCACGUGACGUCUCGGUCCAGCCUGUUAUUAUGCUGCUGGAGCAGAUUAAGAACCUGAAGCCUGAUCUGAAGUCAGCGGAGGUGGAGGAGGAGGAGAAGCUGAAAAUGCUGGAUAUUAAAGGAGGAGCUGAGGAAAAGGUUGCCAGGUCUUCCGGAUAUCAGCAUGGCCUCGCUACCGACCUGACUGACUACCUCAAAGGUGUCGAGAACAUCCCUGAACUUUUCACUCAGACAGCGGACAGAUGCGAGAGGGAGGAUGUGAAGCAGGUUCUCCUGGAGUGCAGCGGAGAGGAGAGUCAUGGGCAGGUGCUGAAGAAGCUGAUGAGCGUGCUCGCCGAGAGAGGGAUAGAGCAAACAUCUGUACUGCGGCUGCUGAAGGAGGUGGUGGAGGGAAACACGAAAUCUGCAGAUCAGAGGACGGACGAGCGCGUUGGCAUGUCGCUGUUGAGAACUUUCCAGAACACACUGCGUAAGCUGAACCUGGAUUCUCAGAUCAUCAGACAGGGUUUGGAGGAAGGGCCUCACAUCUCGCCUGAGCAGAGAGAGGUCCUGCAAAAAGAGUCUGACGGUAAAGUGGAGGAGCUGCUCAACGCUGCUCUGGAUGGAGGUCCAGUUCAGCCUCUGACGGUGUGGAGGCUUCUGUUCUGGGCCGCGACUCACAUCCCAGACCUUCAGUUAAUGAUGCAGGACAUCAGAGCAAAACCAGAAGCUCAGGAACUCAUACACACCGUUGGACGAGUAGAUGCCUUGUUCAAGCACAAAAAGCUCAUUCUGGAAACAAUCAAUGAAAUCCCUGACCUGGAAAAAGCUGUGGGUGAUUUGGACCGCGAUAAAGACGUCGCUGAGUUCCUGCAGAGCUGCCGAGGUGCUGGGAGGAACGGAGUCCAUGCAGCAGGUUCUGGACCGAGUACUGAGCGAGGAAACGCAGCACAUCGGUCCGCUUUGCCGCCUCUGUCUGUGAGCCGGACGAGCUUCCCACAGCUUUCUGUUCUCAUCGAGGAACUCGGACAUGUUGGACUAAAUGAUCAUGAGGAUACUGCAGAUUCUGAGAAAGAAGAGGAGGAAAAGGGUGAAUCUCGCCCGCACAGGAGGAGGAAGGACGUUGUCGUGUCCUACAGCUGCCAGUGGUGCAACAAGAGCUUCGAUUUCAAGUGUCGUCUGCUGAAGCACAAGAAGCAGUGUGCGCUGUGUCCAGAACGAGCGCAACGCUGCACCGAGUGCUCCACAGCCUUCGCCUCGGUCACGGCCCUGCAGCAGCAUCGAGUCGAGGCUCACAACGGCCCUCCGGUUAAAAGGAAGAAAGUGGAGCCGGUGACGUGUGAGCUCUGUGGGAAGACCUUUAAACACCCUUCUGGUCUGUUGUACCACAGGCGCACAGAGCAUUUGGAGGAACGGCCGUACGCGUGCGAGGAAUGCGGCGCCAAGUUCGCCGCCAACUCGUCCCUGAAAAACCACAUGCGGCUGCACACGGGGGAGAAGCCGUACCGCUGCAAACACUGUGACAUGAGCUUUGCCGUGGCUGCCGCGCUGUCCUACCACACCAAGAAGAAGCACUCGGAGGGUAAAAUGUACUCGUGUCAGUACUGCUCGGCAACGUUCGCACAGUCCAUCGAGCUGACGCGUCACGUGCGCACACACACAGGAGACAAACCGUACGUGUGUCGAGAGUGUGGGAAAGGCUUCAAACAGGCCAACGGGCUCUCGGUGCACCUGCAGACCUUCCACAAUAUCUCCGACCCGCACGACUGUCAGAAGUGUCGCGUGAGCUUCGGUUGCCUCGAGAAGCUUCGAGAGCACAUUCAGGAGGUCCACCCUAAAGAUCUGCACCAGUGUCCCGAGUGCAGCAAGAUCCUGAGCACCGAGGCCCAGCUCGAGAAACACAUGAGCGUCCACGACGGAAGCAAACCAUACAGCUGCCAGAGAUGCAAUAAAUCCUACCAGACUCUCUCGGGUUUGUGGUACCACAAUCGCACCACACACCCGGACGAGGCGACGGCAGAGGGCGGCCGCUCGAUUUCACACCUUCUGCAUUGUAAGAUCUGCGAAAAGACCUUCUGCAACAGGAGCAGCUUGUUUAAACACAACAUAACCAAACACCCAGAAACCCGUGCUGUGGCUGAUGAAGGUGUAAAGGAAGGACAAGCAGGCGUCCUCUCAGAUGCCGUUACGUGGAGGUGUGGGUACUGUCCUCGUGCACUGAGCAGCGAGCAGGAGUUGCAGCAGCACAUGUCGAGCGAACACGUGAGCCAGCAGAGAUCCGUGUUCGCCUGCACCAUCUGCUCGCUCUCCUUUCACUCUGAAGCGGAGUUUCAACAGCAUCUCCUCACCAACCACGUGCAGCUCGUCCAAGAGGAGGAGCUACAGAAUCAUGGCUCCACCACCCAAAUGGUGAUCCAGACAGAACAUACCUCAGCCGAAGGGGCGGCACAGAUCGUCGGGCUUGACCAAUCACAGUUGUCCAGCUCCCAGCAGGUGUUUGUUGCCCUGGGCGACGGCGGGGAGGCAGAGGCAGACUCAGGGAUCAUUGCUGUUAACAUGGAGGACUUGCUGACGGGCCGCGUCACGCUGAUCUGCGAGGAAAACCAGUAGAGUUAGGUUUAACACGAUACUAUAAAAUACAUAAAAAUACAACAAAACAAAACACACAGAUAUUUUCCUCAGCUUUAAACAAAAAAAAAAGAUAUAGAUAAAUACAGUAUUAUAAUCUUAUCUGAAAACAUGGCAUUUAGGAGCUCUGAACUUGGAUAUCUGAUGUGUUGAUUGCAUCAUUGUGUGUGUGUGUGUGUGUGUGUGUGUGUGUGUGUGUGUGUGUGCAUGUCUGGACAUCUGCAGGGACACCAAGUGUCCUUUCUUAAUUAAAAAUCUAAAUAUUGCUAUUUUACUGUCUGUUUUUUUUAUUUUCUCUUUCAAACUAACAUUAAAUCGGAAAAGCUGUGUACAUAUUUUAGAAAACAGGUCGAUAAAAUCCAAAGCGAAGCUACUUAAAGCCUGAACCUCAUUAAAGACGAUAUUAAUGACCGA